Messenger RNA from Neltuma alba, 3081 nucleotides. RefSeq names its product scarecrow-like protein 27. The record is from RefSeq and is a predicted model, not a curated record. Bases 576 to 2801 code for a protein of 741 amino acids. The transcript has a single exon. NCBI's taxonomy places the organism in Eukaryota, Viridiplantae, Streptophyta, Magnoliopsida, Fabales, Fabaceae.
GGAAAGGAGAGAGAGAGCACUUUACCACUUUUAUAUGUUGCACGCAUCCAUAGCAGAGAACACAAGGAAGACAGGGUACUCCACACAGACAAGGGAAAGAAGGAAAGAGAGAGAAAGAUCGAAAGAAAGAAAACCCAUUUAAAAGAUUUUUACUCGGCACAAGAACAACAGAAAAAAUGGGUCUGUGAGUUAUGCCAUAGAAAAUAGAGCCCAAUAUUAUAGGGUGAGAAGAGGGAAAAAAAAGGAGGGAAAGAAAGAGGAGGCAAAAAACAUGAACAGAGAUGAGAUUGGAAGAGAUGAGGUUCUUGUGUGUGCUGGAAUGGGUCUGGUGAAGAACCUUGCAUGCAUUUGACAAGUGUUUUCUGGUGUCAGAAAAAUUUGGAUUUCAAAUCAAAGCCCAGAUCUUAUUUUCUGUUUUUCCCCAUCACCAUUUCAAGAGUUCCCUGCUGAAGAGCCCAUUAUUUUCUCCAGAAAAAUCUGGAAAGGUUUCGUCUUGUUCGUUUUUCUGGGUUUCAGGAGGAGGAAGGGGAGGUGUUCUUGUUCUUCUUCAUCAUUUUGUUGAGGGUAAGAUUUAGAUGAAGGCUGUGCCCCUACCCUUUGAGGAAUUUCGAGGGAAAGGGGUUUUGGAUUUUGGUUCUGCUGCUUCAGAUUUGUUCUUGAAGUGGAAUCAUAAUCAUCAUAGCAACAAUAUUCUUCAAGAGCAUUGCUAUGUGGGCACUGAGCCCACCUCCGUUUUGAACGUCAUAAGAAACCCAAGCCCUCCGACUUCCUCCUCCACACUGUCUUCCUCACACGGCGGUGGCGGCAGCUGCAGCGGCGCCACCGGCUCCACUGACAGUUCUACAGGCGCGGCGAAGGUCUCCGGCGACAACCCACCCCCUCACACGGUGUUAGACGCCACUCCUCCGACGGCGCUGGAAAGAUGUGGGAUGGAAAUGGAGGACUGGGAGAGCGUGUUGUCUGAGUCGCCUGGUCAAGAUCAGUCCAUCCUGAGGAUGAUUAUGGGUGACAUUGAAGACCCAUCUGUGGGAUUAGGCAAGCUUUUGCAGAGUGGAACUGGUUCUCACCAAGAUGUUGUCGAUUUCAAUGGAGGAGGAGGUGGGGUUUUCGGUGUUGUGGAUCAAAGCUCUGUUCUAGACCAUAUUUCUGGUGCUAAUUUUGCAAGCAGCAUUGACGCUUCUGGAACUCCUCCUGGGAAUUUUCCUGAUUUUCCUUUCAGUACCAUCCACAAUGUUAGCUUUAAUAGUAAUAUGGCCAGAGUUGGUUCUUCUGUGAAUCAAAGCCCCAUUUUCCCUCCGUCACCAACUUCUCUUCCGCCGGGUAUGUUUCAGCCUCAGCAACACCAGCAAGCUAUGGGGUCUCUGGACGAGAAGCCACAAAUCCUCAAUCCUCAGUUCAUUCUGAACCAAAGUCAAGCUCAGUUUAUACAGAAUCCAGCUUUUGUUAUGCCGUUGUCGUAUGAACAUCAGCUUCUUGCUCAGCCUCCGGCGAAACGGCCUAAUUGCAGUCCUAUCAGGCCAAAUUACCAGGCUGUGAAGCCUCCAUUUCCAGAUCCUGGACAGGAGAUAUAUCUGCGGCGGGGGCAGCAACCUCCGCUUCAGUUGCUUCCUCAUCAUCUGCAGCAGCAACGUCAGGCAUCUCCGGCGAUGGCUCCGAAGCCAAAAAUGGCGAGCCCCGGCGAAGAAUUGGUGACCCACCAGCUUCAGCAGAGUGUGAUGGACAAGCUGUUCAAGGCCACAGAGAUGAUCGAAACCGGUAAUCCGGAACUCGCGCAAGGGAUAUUGGCGCGGCUCAAUCACCAACUUUCUCCAAUUGGUAAGCCUUUUCAAAGGGCUGCUUUUUACAUGAAGGAGGCCUUGCAAUCGCUUCUUCUCCAUUUGAACAACACCAACAACAAUUCUUUGACCUUCUCUCCCAGUGGCCUUGUCCUCAAGAUUGGAGCUUGCAAAUCUUUCUCAGAAAUCUCUCCAGUUCUCCAAUUCUCGAAUUUCACUUGCAACCAAGCACUUCUUGAAGCUGUUGAAGGGUAUGAUCGAAUCCAUGUAAUGGAUUUUGACAUUGGGUUUGGUGGACAAUGGGCUUCUUUCAUGCAAGAGCUAGCUCUCAGAAACGGUGGUUCACCUUCUCUGAAAAUCACUGCCUUUGUAUUGCCCUCGAAUCAUGACGAAUUCGAGCUCAGUUUCACUCAAGAAAUUCUGAAACAAUAUGCUUCUGAUCUUAGCAUACCCUUCGAGCUUGAGAUUGUGAGCCUGGACUCUUUGAACACUGCGUCUUGGCCACAACGUCUUCGAGACUGUGAAGCCAUUGUUGUUAAUUUGCCCAUUGCUUCCUUCUCGCAUUGCCCAUCAUAUCUCUCUUUGGUCCUUCGUUUUCUGAAGCAUCUCAUGCCGAAAAUUGUUGUCACUGUGGAUAGGCCUUGUGAUCGAACUGAUGCGCCAUUUGCUCAACACCUGAUUUACGCUCUUCAAUCUUAUUCAGUGCUUCUUGAGUCGCUUGAUGCUGUUAGUGUCAACCUUGAUGUUCUUCAGAUGAUUGAGAAGUACCUUGUUCAACCGGCAAUGGAGAAGCUGGUUUUGGGUCGCCACAGGCUGCAAUUACAAGAAAGAACCCCGCAGUGGAAAACCCUGCUUCUGACAUCUGGGUUUUCGCCAUUGACACUGAGUAACUUCACAGAAUCUCAAGCAGAAUGUUUGGUUCAGAGGAACCCUGGAAGGGGAUUUCAUGUGGAGAAGAAGCAGUCUUCUCUUGUUCUAUGCUGGCAGAGGAAGGAACUAAUCUCAGUUUCAACAUGGGGAUGCUAAGCAGAGGCAAUUUGAACAUUAGAACCCAAUUAAUGUUUAAAAAUUGAAAAGGUGCUUCGGGACUUACUGCUUCUGUUGGUCUUUUUUGUCAUUGAAUUUUCCUUGUCUAUGGUUCAAUGCUAAUUGUCUAUGUGAUCUAGGCUUAUUAUUUCCAAUGAGGGAAGUAAAACUUUUGAAUCAGCAACUGAAUUUCAUUUUAUGAGCUAUCUUUAUGUUUUAGACUUCUAGUACUCUUGCUUUUAAUAUGGCCAUAUUCUAUUCAUGCAUUUAAUUCUACUUA